Messenger RNA from Cuscuta epithymum, 4069 nucleotides. NCBI's taxonomy places the organism in Eukaryota, Viridiplantae, Streptophyta, Magnoliopsida, Solanales, Convolvulaceae. The record is from the annotation of a GenBank genome assembly.
AUUUUCUUCUCUCAUGAAGUUCUCAUAUUUUAGUUUCGUAUUUUCAUAGUGCUAGUCAAUUUUAACAUGGUAUCAGAGCCGAAAUCCUGGAAACAAAAUUCUUAGCCUUUUAUCUUUAUUACAACAAAAAAAAACUUUUUCUUUCUCUUGGUUAAAACAUGGCAGAUUUGUUGCCAUAUUCCCGCUCUUGGAUAAUCGACUCUGGAGCUAGCGAACACAUCACUUGUGACGAUACUAAUUUGGUUAAUGUCUCAAGUUCUUCCUCUCAACAACCAGUCAGAAUUCCUAACGGUGAAUUGAUUCCAGUCCAUUCCGUCGGUAGCUUGUAUUUACCAAAUGGGCUCUAUCUCCACCGCGUUUUAUAUAUCCCAAAAUUUCAGUGCAAUUUACUUUCAGCUAGUCGCCUCACAAAGGAUUUAAAUUGUACACUUACAUUUUUUCAAGAUUUAUGUGUUUUACAGGAUUUACCCUCGAAGAAACUGAUUGGGGUGGGUCGAUUUCGUGAUGGUCUUUCCUACCUUGAUUUUCAAAGGGACGAGAGGGUGGCAAUGUCAGUCUCAGUUAAUUCUGACAUUUGGCAUCAACGGUUGGGACAUGCAUCUGAUGGGAAGUUGCGUCAUAUUAGUUCUCUCAAAGGCUUUCGGGAAAGCAGCAAAUUUUGUGAUUCAUGCAUCCGAGCUAAGCAAACCAGACUUCCAUUUCCUACAAGUACCAUUAAGACUACUCGCUGCUUUGAGCUGAUACAUUGUGACAUUUGGGGAGGAUAUAGAUGUGAUUCAAUCUCUGGUGCACGGUACUUUUUAUCUAUCAUUGACGACUUCACUAGAGGUGAAGCGCAUACGGGCUGAUAAUGGUUUGGAGUUUCAAACUAAUAAUCUAUAUGAUUAUUAUGGACAAAAUGGGAUAUUGUUAGAGACAUCGUGUACAGAUACACCACAACAAAAUGGAGUUGUUGAACGUAAGCAUAGACAUAUUUUGGAAAUUGCUAGGGCUCUUCGUUUUCAAUCUGGGUUGCCUAUUGAUUUUUGGGGGGAAUGCAUCUUAACUGCUGUUUACAUAAUUAAUAGGCUUCCCUCGCCCAUCAUUUUUAACAAAAGUCCGUUUGAAAUGUUGUUCGGAAAAAUUCCUAGUUACGAUCAUUUGCGAGUUUUUGGGUGUUUGGUAUAUGCACACGAUAAUAAAAGAAAAGAUAAAUUCAGCGAGAGGGAGAGUCCUUGUAUUUUUAUUGGCUAUCCAUAUGGUCAAAAGGCUUAUAAGGUAUUUGACUUAAAAAGGCAUGUAGUCUAUAGCUCCCGGGAUGUGACCUUUUUUGAAGAAAAAUUCCCAUUUAAAAUAAAUCUUGGUGAAGAGCUUGAAUUUCCAGCAGUGGUUGAAAAAGUUUACCGAAAUGUACUUAGUUGUGAGCUUCCUGCGAUGCAGCCCCACACCUCACAUUACAGACCCAUUUUUCAUCCGGUUGUUAGUAGUGGGCAGCCCUCAUUUGGGGAGGAAGUUGACCAGCAAUUAAUAAAUCAAAAACAGCAGGAAAAAUCUCGUUCUUCUGGACCGAAGCAGACUACCACAUCUGAAGAAUUAAGUCGCGGCCCCACGAUAGAAAAAGGAAGCCACCUGCUACCCUCUGAAAUGGACACUUCACCCUGCGAUCAGCCUCUUAUCCCCCAGAUCUAUGGACAGCAACCAUCCCCCGUUGAGCAACGACACAUGACGCUGUCUUUUGGACAGCUGGAGCCUUCUCCUACCACUUUUGUGCGUGACUCAGCAUGCCAAGACUCCACAUGUGAAGUAAUAAACAAGCUGCCGACACAUGCAUCUAUCCCACCUAUGCCCAACAAUUGUGGGCAGCCAUCCAUUCACCCUGACACUUCUGGGAAGGAGACCAUUCCCAUGGGCCCCAUUAAUUCUUCAAUCCUCAAGCCAUGCAUUGCACCUGCUAGUUCUCAAUCAAAGAAGAGUGAACGGAAUCGGAAACUCCCAAAACAUCUUGCUGAUUAUGAGACUGACUUGCCCCCUUCGCUUGAUCAUUCACGAUCCACGGCCCACUCAGUUGAUUCGACGGUAUAUCCUAUUUCCAAUUUUAUUAAUUAUGAUAAAUUUUCUAAAUCACAUAAAGUUUUUUUGGCGGCCAUCACAUCACGUGAUGAGCCUAAAUAUUUUUAUCAAGCUGUACAGGAUCCUUUGUGGCGAGAGGCCAUGCAAAAGGAAGUUAAUGCCUUGGAAGAAAAUAACACCUGGACUUUGGUCCAUUUGCCACCCGGAAAAAAGGUUGUUGAUUCUAAAUGGGUUUACAAAAUUAAAUACAAGCCUAAUGGAGAUGUGGAGCGCUACAAAGCUAGGUUGGUGGCUAAAGGGUACACACAAGUUGAGGGUGUUGACUUUCAUGAGACAUUUGCACCAGUUGCCAAACUGGUUACAGUACGAUGCAUGUUGGCAGUUGCAGCCAAGCGUAAUUGGAUAGUGCACCAGUUGGACGUUAAUAAUGCUUUUCUUCAUGGAGAUCUAUCAGAAGAUGUUUAUAUGCGUAUGCCCCAGGGAUUUACCAAAAUUGGUGACACUCGUGUUUGCAAACUACAGAAAUCCCUUUAUGGGUUAAAACAAGCAUCUCGUAAUUGGUAUUACAAAUUUACUCAUGCCCUAACCAGAGUUGGCUUUCGCCAAUGUCAGGCGGACCACUCACUUUUUAUUUUCCAACAGGGUUCCAUCAUCACUUUGCCCUUAUCUAUGUUGAUGAUGUUCUCCUGGCUGGAAAUACCAUGGCCCACAUUGAUAGUGUGAAGGAUUAUUUGGAUGCAAAAUUUAGCAUUAAAGAUUUGGGAAAAUUGAAAUAUUUUCUUGGCAUUGAAGUUGCUCGCUCUCCAGAGGGUUUUGUUUUAAGCCAACGCAAGUACACUCUAGAUAUUCUAGAAGAAAGUGGCAUUCUGGGCGGUCAUCCUAGUUCAUUCCCCAUGGAGCAAAAUUUAAAACUUCGGCCGGACGAUGAUAGCCCACCAGUAGAUGCCUCUUCCUAUCGCCGUCUUAUUGGGAGACUAUUAUACCUCACAGUUACCCGCCCAGACAUUGUUUACUCUGUUAGUCAACUUAGUCAGUUCCUAAAUAAUCCUCGGCAGACCCAUCUUGACGCAGUCAUCCGAAUACUUCGCUAUCUGAAGCAGACACCUGGGCAGGGCAUUUUCUUAUCAUCUGAUAGUGAUACUACCUUAAAAGGUUAUUGUGAUGCUGAUUGGGCAGGGUGCCCUUUUACUCGUAGAUCCAACACCGGAUAUUUUAUCACUCUUGGGAACACGCCCAUUUCUUGGCGAACAAAAAAACAAUCUGUUGUAUCUCGCUCUUCCGCUGAAGCCGAAUAUCGUGCCAUGGCAGUCACUGUUAGUGAAAUUUUAUGGAUACAAUGGUUACUUCGAGACCUUACGAUCACUCAAAGUGGUCCCACACCGCUACAUUGUGAUAACCAAGCAGCUCGACACAUUGCCAUGAAUCCAGUUUUUCAUGAGCGUACCAAACAUGUUGAAAUAGACUGUUAUUUUGUACGAGAAAGAGUUGCCAGUGAUGAGAUUCAACCCAUAUCUAUUUCUACAACCAAUCAAGUUGCCGACAUAUUCACAAAAGCACUCGGUGCCGACCGUUUUCAAUUUCUCCGGAGCAAGUUGGGUGUUCGAGACCUUCACACUCCACCUUGAGGGGGAGUAUUGGAAUAUUUAAUAUUUAUGCCCUUUAAUUAUUUCUUUCACUAUUACAUGUGUAAUGUUUCAUAGUUGUAGUGCAUGGGUACGGGGGUUACGUGGUCUUGCAUGACCCAUACAUGUUACCUUGUUAUUUCUUAUCAUGUAUACUCCAGCAUAUAUACCUCACGAGAGGUUCAUAAAAAUAUACAAGAGAGUAUUUUCUUCUCUCAUGAAGUUCUCAUAUUUUAGUUUCGUAUUUUCAUAGUGCUAGUCAAUUUUAACACUUGCUGCAUUGGAGUACACUUCAAAUAGACCUUCUGUAUUUGCUGUAACAUCGUCCCCAAAUGUAUUUACUUUUAAGAAUAUAAUGUAUCGAACCUUAUGGAAUGGUUAAUGAAAAUACGAAGUGG